Messenger RNA from Penicillium canariense, 2250 nucleotides. RefSeq names its product major facilitator superfamily domain-containing protein. The record is from RefSeq and is a predicted model, not a curated record. Lineage: Eukaryota; Fungi; Ascomycota; Eurotiomycetes; Eurotiales; Aspergillaceae. Gene Ontology annotation, biological process: DNA-templated transcription; regulation of transcription by RNA polymerase II. The transcript is spliced from 2 exons. Gene Ontology annotation, molecular function: zinc ion binding; RNA polymerase II cis-regulatory region sequence-specific DNA binding; DNA-binding transcription factor activity, RNA polymerase II-specific. Bases 1 to 2250 code for a protein of 749 amino acids. Gene Ontology annotation, cellular component: chromatin.
AUGAUGCGCCACAACAAACGAGACGAAGAGGCAGGGGGGCCGGGGCUGGGCAUUUUGAAGACUCGAAAGAGAACACGCCGAGCUCGCGAUGGAACCAUUAUUGUCCGUCCAUCCCAGCGAGAAAUUCGGUCGGCAGGGCGCUCUACCAUCUCUUGUUCCAGCUCUGAAGUAGACCUGAUGGAAGAGGAAGACCAGUCGAUGGACGAAGUCCCUAUAUCACCACCGAUUUCCGGUACGGGUCCGACUUCACUGUCGAUCGAUGAAACCGACCCGUUUUUAGCUCCUAUGAUGCCAGGAGGUCCCUUUGAACCGUAUGUGGAGCCGGUUCCUGGCCAAUUUGAUGCAGCCGACGGCUCAUUCAAUGUGGGACUCGAUGGCAUGGGUGAUUUCUUUGGCGUGGAUACCGCGACCGACUUUAAUCUACCGUUUGCCGCGACAUAUAAUUAUAACUGGUUGUUUGAUGUCGCUUCUCUCGACGAUGCCUUUCACCAAUUCGACUUUCCCCUCGGAUUCGACGCGGAGCCCUUUCCCGAGGUAUAUAGCCCGGCGAUGGAUAAAUAUGACGGUCCAUCAGCUCUAUUAGAGGUGGCUCAGAUGAUGAAUAAAGGUCAGGGACCACAAUCAACAUUGUCCCCUGUGGCGCCCGAACUUCUCGAGAUGGACUGGAUGUCUGGAACCUCUUUCCUGGGCUCGAAUCCCCCACCACGCUUGCCGCGCUUGUCCGAGAAUGCCCGCCGAGGCAUAAUCUCCGUGGUGGCCCAGGCAUCGCCGAUGGGCAUUGAUGGACAGCCGAUGGCUCUAGACUCGCCCCUACUUACACUGGGCGCGCUGCAGGGCUAUUGUGAUCUCUUUUUUGCUCGCUUUAAUGUUACAUAUCCCCUCAUUCAUCAGCCAACUUUCAGUCCAGACCUCGUGGAUCCAGUCUUUCUGGCGGCUGUUCUAUUCAUGGGCGCUACCUAUAGCUCUCGCGAAGCACAUCAGCUGGCCGUUGGAAUUCACGACAAGCUGCGGAAUCAGCUCCUGUGUCAUCAAAACUUCUCCCCACAACCCGAUCUUUGGGUCCUACAGACCAUGCUUUUAGUUGACUGUUUUGGUAAAAUGAGAGCCGGUCCGAAGCAGCGGGAGUUAACACAAUUAUUCCACUGUGUGCUUAUAAAACUCAUUCGCCGUAGCAAUGCCUGCAGUAUCCAAGACUCAUCGCAUCUGGCUCGAUCCGAAGACUUGGAGCAGGCAUGGCGGCAAGCGAUGGAUGAAGAGCAGCGGAAAAGACUCGCUAUGCAUUGCUUCAUGUGGGAUACUCAGCACGCGGUUCUUUUCUCACAGUCCUUGUGCAUGUCCGCAUUUGAAAUCAGAUCAUGUUUGCCUUGCAGUGCCACGGCGUGGGAAGCUUCGACUGCCCGUGAAUGGGCCCAUACGGCGAUUCGCGAGACGAAUCGACCUUUUCUCGCCGUUCUCAAGGGCUACAUCACCCCUGGAGCUGUGUCCCGACCCCGAGAUCUCAAUGCCUUUGCCCGCACCAUCAUUUUGCACGGCCUCAUGUCUGUUUCGGCAGAUCUAAAGCGCCGUGAUCAAACAACCUUGCGGUCGGAGACUCCGGAACGAGUGGGAGCUUGGACGCCCCGUAUGAGUCGAUCGUAUGACUUGUGGAAAGUUGAUUUUGACGCAGAUUGUCUCGCCAUGAAACUGGCACAGACAGCAGACCCGCGGCGCUUCACAGGGCUGAAAAUGGCUGCGUAUGCGCUCUAUCAUGCAGCCUGUCUUGCAUUGAAUGUGGAAAUUCUGGAUUUGCAAAUUGUCGCCGGCGCAAUGCAGAUUUUAGGGCGAGCAGUGACACUGGCAGAUCGGUCAAGAUCGCAGCGAAAUAUUCUUCGCUGGCUUCAUGAAGAAUCCGCGGCAUCUUCAGUCGCCGCACGACAUUCAUCCCAUUUGUUACAAGACGCCGUUCUGAGUCUUCAUGAUUGGGAUCAGACUGAUGCUUUUCACUUCCCAUGGUGCUUAUACCUGGCUACGUUGACAUGCUGCGUUUUCCAUCGAGGGAUGGAUCUUUCCUCAUCCGAGAGCCGGAUUACGACGGACAUCUCGUCCCUUAUCGUGAUGAUGACGAAUUGCCCCAGUGCUACCGAACUGGCCGCACUGUCCGGCAAAUAUGACCCCAAGCCUUUGGCGGCAGCCAUGGCACAGCAAUUAGCCACCGUCCGAUGGGCAGUUGUGCACGAUGCAAUGAAGGUACUAGUGGGCUUGUCUCUAUAG